AAAUAAUUUGAGCUACAAGGCAUAACAAGACAAAAUGGUGAAAAAGAUUGUCGACACUUGGAAGGUAGAUGAUGAUAAGCCUGUAAUUGUGGAAAAGUACGACAAGGUUGCAGUGAAGAAUGGAAUUGAUGAUCUGCUGCGCAAGACUUUCACUACAAAGUACAGUGUUACAGAGACUUUCAAAACAAGAGACACCAGACUCCUUAUUUGCUUCAUAGCCUGUGUUUUCUCUGGAUUUGGUUGCUUGUAUGACUUUCUUCAUCCCUUCCCUGAGUCAAAGCUGAUACUGGCUCUGUGCAGUUUGUCCUACUUUACUAUUACUGGCCUCCUAUACGUCUGGGAGUGGUUUGUAGAAAAAGGCACAUUUUUCGAGGGACAUCUAAAUGGUAACAAGGUGAAACUGUCAAGUUAUAUUCCCCGUUACUCUGGCGACUACACCAUCUCCGGAGAAAGUGAAGUAGAUGGCACUACAUCGGAGGUAAAGUACACCAAAUGUAUCAGUACGUGGCUGGACGAGUCUGGUAAAAUACUCCCGGACAUCAUUGAGAAGGAAACUGAGCAGCUGUACCAGAGCAUGUUUAAAUCUAAAGCUCAGUAACUAUCACGUGUUCGGUAAUUAUCACGUGGUGUUAAAAAUAUGUUGACGAUGUUACCUGAAGUUAGCGGCCUUACCUUUGUUAUAUAUUUUAAUCUGCUGACGCCUGACCAGGGAUCUUCAAAGUUCAAGGCUUUUCUUUCAGAUUUAUUUUAAAUUUCAUGGAUUUCAAUUAGUAUUUAUGUUAUGGUUAAACACGGUUACAAUUUCAAUUAUAUACUUGAUGUGAAUAGUGA
Bolinopsis microptera is the source of this 831-nucleotide messenger RNA. Its product is annotated as signal peptidase complex subunit 2-like. Gene Ontology annotation, cellular component: membrane; signal peptidase complex. The transcript is spliced from 6 exons. Gene Ontology annotation, biological process: protein targeting to ER. Lineage: Eukaryota; Metazoa; Ctenophora; Tentaculata; Lobata; Bolinopsidae. The record is from RefSeq and is a predicted model, not a curated record. The coding region runs from base 35 to 598 and encodes 187 amino acids.